Phycomyces blakesleeanus NRRL 1555(-) is the source of this 606-nucleotide messenger RNA. RefSeq lists its product as hypothetical. Bases 1 to 606 code for a protein of 201 amino acids. The transcript is spliced from 4 exons. Gene Ontology annotation, biological process: mitochondrial translational termination. The record is from RefSeq and is a predicted model, not a curated record. Gene Ontology annotation, cellular component: mitochondrial large ribosomal subunit. Lineage: Eukaryota; Fungi; Mucoromycota; Mucoromycetes; Mucorales; Phycomycetaceae. Gene Ontology annotation, molecular function: translation release factor activity.
AUGUUGCAGCGUUUUUAUUCGUCAUCAUCAGGAUCUAUAUGGCCUUAUGCAAAGGCUACUGAAUGGAUAAAACGUCUAUCAAAGGCUACCAUUCCACCAAAACAACUUCAAUUAUCUUUUAGUCGUAGCAGCGGUCCUGGAGGACAGAAUGUAAACAAAGGCAUGUAUGAGAAUCACAUCAGUACAAAGGUAACAUUGCGACUGGCGCUUCAGUCUGCAGACUGGAUUCCUGCGUAUGCCAAAGACAAACUUGCUUCUACCAAGACAGGUGAUCUGAUCAUCACAUCCGAUCGCACUCGAUCGCAAGCAAAGAAUGUAGAAGAUUGUUACGACAAGCUGCUAAGUCAGUUAAGACUAGCUGUAGCAGUCCCAAAAGAAGCUGAUAGCGAAACUUUGGCACGCGUUAAACAUUUGCAGCAACUUGAAGAUACUAGACGCAAGGAUGUUAAAAAGCGACAAUCAGACAAGAAAAUUAAAGUAUGUUUUGCUUUAUCACUUGCUCGUCUUACAUCAAUAUCACCAAGAAUACUCAAAACCUUCUAUUCUUUGAAUAACAAUUGUGUACCAACGAUGCAUGGUUGGUUGGUGGUAGCAAAAUGUAAUUAA